AGACACAUGUUGUCGUUUGCGUCUUCUUCUUCGUUUCAGAGCAACAGUUAGAGGAAUCGAAGAAAGAAAGAGGUGAAAAAGUUGAAGAUGUCACAUUCCAGAGAGAUAGAGCUCUGUACGAGAUAUUGAAAGAGAACAAAGACAAGAAGGAUGCUGAGUUUAACGAACGUUUCAAGCACACAAAAAUGGUGGUGGAAUUGUCUAAGCAAGAGCUUGUUCAAGCAGCUGUUCUGCUUCAUCCUUCUUUUGUUACGGUCGAUGAUAUCAAGGGUGGGAAGGUGCCAAUUGCUAUACUAGGAGCUGAGAUUGAUCAGUUGUCCCCACCAGCAAUCUUGAAACAAUUUGAGGAGAUUCUUGCUUCCAAACCCGAGCCAAUACUUUGUCAUUCCAUUGUGGAGAGGAAAUGGUUAUGGUACAAUGUUUGCUCAAGGUGUGUGGUAGCUUUAUCUGAAAGUUACUUUGGUUCUGGUUCUUCUUUCUGUAACCUGUUUCUUCUUUCUGUAACAGGUACUGAAGCUAUGUUUUCAAAUCUUGGCCAUUUCACCUCGGUCUCAAUCAGAGUAAGUGGAGGUUCCAUGUCUGAGUGCUGUACAUCAGUUCUCAGCCUUGCUAGUCAUCCUUUCAACAUAUGUCCAUGCUGGCCUUGUUUGUUACAAAUUCGUGAUGCUGUGCAAGCAAGAGCAGGACAAGACAAAAACCAUGGAGUCAUCCUAAUUCCUGAAGGGAUUGUUGAGAGUAUUCAUGAACUCUAUGCUCUGUUGAAGGAGGGUGUUCAUGCAGAUAACAUUUCUACUCAGCUGUCACCUUGGUCAUCUACGUUGUUUGAGUUCUUGCCUCCAUUCAUUAAGAAACAGCUUGCUUUCGCCUUUCUUGUGUACCCAUGUCUGGUUGUACAAUACAUGGGCCAGUCAGCUUUCUUAUCAAAGAACCUCGGUCUAUUUCCAACAAUUUUUACAGUUCAGUCCCAGAAUUUGUCACAAUCAUCGAACUAUGUAGAUAAGGGGACGCAAGAAUCUUUACAAGACGCUUUGGGAAACCUUUACAAGACGCUUUGGGAAACCUUUCUCAAGCAUCACAUGUUAAAGGUUUUGAUCCCUCACAAAAAAAUCAAGGACGAAGAACCAGCAUAAUGGGUUACUCCACUGUCUUCAUUUAAGCCUCCGGAUUGGAAACCACCUACUCUGAAAGAUGAGGAAUUACUUGAGGACCAGGUGCAUGACAUUGAUCACUCACUAGUGUUUGACUGUUUGUCCCUGAGGAUUCAUGGGCCAAAAUAAUUGAGUGGUCCUCAACUUCCAAUGAACUGAAAAUAGGACCUUCUAUGUUAACAAGUGAGUUAGCAGCACGCAUCAUGGGACCUACAGAGUGGCUUUUGAAUCACGAAAUUGAUGCUAUGAUGUACUUAUUCACUGAGAUGACUACUUUGCGACGAUGGGAACCAAGUAAAGUAGCAUUCAUGAGCUGCAUGUUCAGUAAUCAAAUGAAGACCUCUUUCGAAGAGUUUCGGAAGGACAAGAAGAAAUUCAAAGUAUUAGAACUGCUUCACCGGUACGACAUCGGUGAACUUCCAGCACACGGACGAACAAGACUGAUGUGGGAUCUUGACGUUACAUGCAUGUAUGUUCCUCUAAAUGUCGGUAAACACUGGAUCUCUAUGUGUGUCAACUUUUUUUCUCAGUCGAUAGAGGUCUUUGACUGUGAGGGAUUGAAACACAACAAGGAAGUGGAGCCAUUUGCCUUUCUCAUCCCUAGAAUUGUCAAAUCUGUUCACUCUUCAAAGAGUCGGCAGCAACUCAAGGUCAAGCAAUAUACUGUCAGUUACGCCCCAAUGCCCUACUUACUAAACAAGAGUAACAGUGAUUGUGGAGUAUAUGCCUUGAAGCACAUUGAAUGUCAUCUUCUAGGCUUGGACUUCUCCUUGGUGAAUGACAACAACAUUCGAGAAGCGCGCCAAAAGAUUGCUUACGACCUAUGGGAAGCUGCCAAUGAUCCUGAGAUUAUUUUGAGAAUGGCACAAUACACUCCUCCAAAGAUGAUCAUAAAUCCUCUAGUGGAACUUGAUUGAAGUUCUUUUGUUUAUGACUUGUUAAGGAAGUAGGUUGUUAUUGGCUCUUUUAUUUGACUCUUGUAUUUGAUUCUUGUAGCUACUCUUUAUUUUUUACUUUAUUUGAAACAUUUAGUUGCUCGA
Molecule: messenger RNA, 2188 nt
Organism: Brassica napus (rape)
Lineage: Eukaryota; Viridiplantae; Streptophyta; Magnoliopsida; Brassicales; Brassicaceae
Exons: 13
Coding region: 186-1130 (314 amino acids)
Biological process (GO): glycolytic process
Molecular function (GO): 6-phosphofructokinase activity
Source: RefSeq, a predicted model, not a curated record